Molecule: messenger RNA, 340 nt
Organism: Staurois parvus
Lineage: Eukaryota; Metazoa; Chordata; Amphibia; Anura; Ranidae
Source: the annotation of a GenBank genome assembly
UCAUGCUGCUGCCAGGUCCAGAGUGUCUCAUGGGUCCCUGUACGGCCUCCCAUUGCUGCUGUCUCCAUCGCCACACUCUGCCAUGUGCCACUUUCAGGUCUCCUCACACACUGCUGGGUUCCAUUUUGUCAUAGGGUGCUGGCAGAUUACGGGCCUCUCAUUGCUGCUGCCAGGCCUUAAUCUGCCAUGGGCCCCUGUACCGCCUCCUCAUGCUGCUGCCAGGUCCACAGUCUCUCAUGGGUCCCUGUACGGCCUCCCAUUGCUGCUGUCUCCAUCGCCACACUCUGCCAUGUGCCACUUUCAGGUCUCCUCACACACUGCUGGUGUGUUCCAUUUUUUG